Brassica oleracea var. oleracea is the source of this 2809-nucleotide messenger RNA. Its product is annotated as transcription initiation factor TFIID subunit 4b-like. Gene Ontology annotation, cellular component: transcription factor TFIID complex. Gene Ontology annotation, molecular function: RNA polymerase II general transcription initiation factor activity; DNA binding; protein heterodimerization activity. The record is from RefSeq and is a predicted model, not a curated record. Lineage: Eukaryota; Viridiplantae; Streptophyta; Magnoliopsida; Brassicales; Brassicaceae. Bases 148 to 2613 code for a protein of 821 amino acids. The transcript is spliced from 14 exons. Gene Ontology annotation, biological process: transcription initiation at RNA polymerase II promoter.
CGGAAAUAUAUUUUACUCAUAUAGAGAAGGAGUGAUCCACAAAUUUCAGCUAAAGGAAGGACGCAUGUGUAAUUUUUCUCACCAGACGAGAAUACUUUCCUUUAAGUUCCUCCCUUGGCCGAGCUCUCGCUUUCUCUUUCCAAAUCAAUGGAUCCUUCAAUUUUCAAACUCCUCGAAGAAGACGAGGAUGAAUCGAUGCACUCGGGAGCUGAUGUGGACGCGUUCCAGGCCGCUCUGAAUCGAGAUAUUGAAGGCUCUACGAACCCUCCUGGAAACACCCAUUCUCCCAACCAACACUUCACAGCUACAUGGAAGAAUGAUAUAGGAGAUGCCAGUAUGAAUCUCCAGACGCAGCACAGCCUUGACAGCACUCAGAUGAAGGAUCAACAUGGAUCGGCUUUAGACGGUCAACACCAACAUGAUUUAAAACGUGCAAAUGAACCUCAAGACCUUCAUCGACCAGGUCAGCAUUGGGACAAUCCUCCGCAGGUGCCCCAAACAUCUGGGUUGCAGAUUUCUGAAAAGAACCCUACUGGUAAUGAACCUGAAAGACCGCAUAAUCAAGAGAGUGAAUCUCAGUUUCUUAAACUGCAAAAGAUGAGUAGUCAACAGGCUCGUGGAAUGGAACAGCCUCCUGUUAAUCCUCUGAACCGCAACCCUAAGCAAGUUCCUUUUGCUGCUUUGCUUCCUACCUUAAUGGCCCAACUCGACAAAGACAGAGCGCUGCAGCUCCGUACCCUUUAUUCCAGACUUAAGAAAAAUGAAAUCCCCAAAGAAGGGUUCACCCGACAUAUGAAGGAUAUUGUAGGCGAUCAGAUGCUUAGGCUAGCAGUUAGUAAACUACAGCAGGUGGGUUAUAACCAGGGAAAAAUGGGAAUUCAAGCUCCUUCUACUGAAAUUAAUAAUCAAAAGUCUCAGUCUGACCCUCGUGGAGUCGUCCACCUUAACCAACUAUCUUCGUCAACAAGCAGUUCAGUUCCUGUGCAGGGGCUUACCAAACAUCCGCCGCACCAAAUGCAGCUUCCACCAAGCUCUUUUCCCAUGUAUACCAGCUCCGGUAAUAUUCACUCAUUCAACACCAAUGUUUCUGGUUCCCCAUUGAGACCACACCUUCAUGAUCCCCAUAUGAGACAUGUGGCGCAUAACCAGACCAUGGGAUCAUCUGGUCUUGGAGGACCGCCACAGUCUACGACAAACAUGAUGACUAUGCCAAAGUUUGAGAGGCAAACUUCUGUCAAUGAUCCUAGUAGGGUUCAAGGUGGCGCUACAUCGCACUUCCAAAACAGCUCAUCACUGCCACCUGGUCAAGGAUCAUCAAUGUCCAAUGUGAAGCAGGAAUCAGUUGAUCAAAGUUUUGAACAGAAGAAUGCAGCCUCAGGGGCUUCGAAGGAGGAUUUAGAGAAGGACUCCUCUAGAAACAUGGCGCAUGCAAGCUCUGUUUCUCCUUCUUCCAUCACAACUCAACUAGACGCUAGCACAGCAAUGAAUUCUCGUGGUCCAUUGGGUAUGUCUCAAGCAGGAGUUAAUGCUAGGAUGCCACCCAAAAAGCCUUUUGUUGGUCAGAAGAAACCUCUUGAGACUUCAUCGUCACCACCAAGCAAGAAGCAAAAACUGGUCCCGAAUUCUAUGGAUCAAAGUAUUGAACAGCUCAAUGAUGUCACUGCAGUCAGUGGUGUUAAUCUCAGGGAAGAGGAAGAACAAUUAUUCUCUGGGGGAAAGGAGGAUGGUCGUGUUUCUGAAGCAUCUCGGAGAGUUGUGCACGAAGAGGAAGAAAAACUAAUUUUGCAGAAAAUUCCUCUGCAGAAAAAGCUGGCUGAAAUUAGUUGCGAUACUUUCCGUAUCUGCUUUCGGUUUAUGAAUACUUGGAGAAACUUAUAUAUAUAUAUAUAUAUAUAUAUAUGUGUGUGUUUUUCUUCUGUGGCAGUGGCAAAAGUCGGCUUAAAGCAGAUAAGCAAUGAUGUUGAACGGUGCUUGUCUUUGUGUGUGGAAGAAAGGAUGCGAGGACUAUUAUCUCAUAUAAUUCGGUUGUCCAAGCAGCGAGUUGAUACUGAGAAAUCUAGACACCGGACUGUUAUCACGUCAGAUGUUCGGCAGCAAAUCAACGAAAUGAAUCAGAAGGUGAAAGAGGAAUGGGAGAAGAAACAGGCUGAAGCAGAAAAGCUUAAGAAACCUAGUGAGAGUGAAGAAGGUGAUGGUGGAGUUGAUAGUGAGAAGGAGAAAGAAGAUAACCGUUCAAAGGGUUUGAAGGGAAAUAAAGAGGACGACGACAAAAUGAGAACGACAGCUGCAAACGUUGCUGCUCGUGCUGCUGUGGGAGGAGAUGAUACGUUUUUAAAAUGGCAAUUAAUGGCAGAAGCACGUCAGAAAUCUGUAUCUGAAUCUGGUAAAGAUGGGACUCAGAAAGCUACUUCAAGUGGAGGAAGAACCUCCAAGGACAGGCAAGACAGUGGGCGACGGUUUACUGGAGUUGGUGGUCGAAGAUUAGGGAAGAACCAAGGUUCGUCGCUUCAACCAAAAGUGGUGAGGACAAUCUCGGUGAAGGAUGUGGUUGCUGUCCUGGAAAGAGAGCCUCAGAUGUCUAAAUCUAUUCUAAUGUAUCGAUUACUUCAAUAGGAAGCUUCAUUAUCACAGAAUUGUUAUAUUUAGUUCAAUAGGAAAGCUUCAUUAUCACAGAAUCGUUAUAUUUAUAAGCUUCUGAUGAUAAUUUAAUCGUCAAGACACCAAAGUUAGUUAUUUGCAUAAAAAUGUGUUCGAUGGAUUCAUUGUUUUUCAUGGAAUAUAUGACAUGACCAAACAUAUUAAACGCAAA